This is a messenger RNA of Pundamilia nyererei, 1056 nucleotides long. It is a transcript of the gene mcl1b, whose product is annotated as MCL1 apoptosis regulator, BCL2 family member b. Gene Ontology annotation, biological process: intrinsic apoptotic signaling pathway in response to DNA damage; extrinsic apoptotic signaling pathway in absence of ligand; regulation of apoptotic process. Gene Ontology annotation, cellular component: mitochondrial outer membrane. Gene Ontology annotation, molecular function: channel activity; BH domain binding. NCBI's taxonomy places the organism in Eukaryota, Metazoa, Chordata, Actinopteri, Cichliformes, Cichlidae. The transcript is spliced from 4 exons. Bases 155 to 991 code for a protein of 278 amino acids. The record is from RefSeq and is a predicted model, not a curated record.
ACCGUUUUUCAGUGCGUUACUUCCGCUCGAGAGAAAAUGCCAGAGAUGAAGCGUUAGGCAAGAAGCUAGCUUUUUGUCAAAUAUAGCCUAACGCCGAUUUUCUUGUCGAAGUAUUUUUCGUGUAACAGUUUGGUGUUCGUUUGAAGUUAACAAGAUGGCCAACUAUAUGAUGUUGAAAAGGAACCAGUGCACCUUAAUGGAAUAUCUUAUUCCUCAAAAUGGAGUCUUGGAGGGACCAAUGCACUACGGAUCGGGAAAUUCCUCUCCGCAGAACGCCACAGGCUCCUCUAAAGACUCUAGCAACGGGAUUGUGUCCAAUGGUACCCCCAAACGGCCGGACAACCUCGAGGUAACCUCAACAAACGGGUAUAAAACAAAAGCUAUCCGGGACCGGGAGGAAGACGGUUCGUUGCCGAGCACCCCGGAGUUUCAUUCGGACAGUGAAUCCGACGAGCAGCUGGAGAGAGAAACGAAACUCCUUAUUCACAGUUUUUUGGGUGACUUUACUGGACUUUCUCAGCCUCAACGAAAAGAAACCAAAGCACUAAAGACGAUGAAAAGAGUUGUUGCGGACGUAUUAGAAAAGCACAGAUACGCUUACAACGGAAUGAUUAAUAAAUUGUCAUUGGAUGAAAGAGACGAGGAUAUGUCAUUUGUCGGUGCUGUAGCGAAGAGCCUCUUUGGAGACCACACGACCAACUGGGGUCGUAUUGUCAGCUUUAUGGCCUUCGGGGCAGUGGUCUCUCAGCACCUGAAGGAAAAGGGCAGGGACAACUACGUGGCGCUAGUGAGCCAAGAGAUUUCUGCAUACCUGCUGUCUGAACAGCGAGACUGGAUUGUAAAAAACAAUGCAUGGGAUGGCUUUGUGGAGUUCUUUCGAGUAGCAGACCCUGAGUCGAUAGUCAGGCACACGCUCAUGGCCUUUGCUGGAUUUGCUGGUAUUGGGGCAACACUGGCCCUGUUGAUCAGUUGCUGGGAUGCAUUAUUGUGACCUUCUACUGGAACGACAGUGUUGCCAAGAUGAAAGUUCAUCAGCUUAAUAAACUCUACACCAAC